Molecule: messenger RNA, 1092 nt
Organism: Closterium sp. NIES-65
Lineage: Eukaryota; Viridiplantae; Streptophyta; Zygnematophyceae; Desmidiales; Closteriaceae
Source: the annotation of a GenBank genome assembly
AUGCCCGCUUGCUGUCUUUUCAACGACCUGGGGAACAACAGGCUGACCGGCACCAUUCCUGAGGCCAUCACCAACCUCGCACUCCUCUCCUACUUGGCUGCCUGCCGGCCUCUGUACCUCCUUCCGUGCACAGGGGUGUGCAUAGGGGUGUGCGCAGGGGUGUGCGCAAGGGUGUGGGCAGGGGUGUGCACAGGGGUGUGCACAGGGAUGUGCGCAGGGGUGUGCGCAGGGGUGUGCACAGGGGUGUGUACAGGGGUGUGCGCAGGGGUGUGCACAGGGGUGUGCACAGGGGUGUGCACAGGGGUGUGCGCAGGGGUGUGCACAGGGGUGUGCACAGGGGUGUGCACAGGGGUGUGCGCAGGGGUGUGCACAGGGGUGUGCAUAGGGAUGUGCACAGGGGGUGCCAUGAUGUGUGUGAGUGCCAUGAUGCGUGUGAGUGCCAUGACGUGUGUGAGUGCCAUGACGCGUGUGAGUGCCAUGACGUGUGUGAGUGCCAUGACGUGUGUGAGUGCCAUGACGCGUGUGAGUGCCAUGACGCGUGUGAGUGCCAUGACGUGUGUGAGUGCCAUGACGUGUGUGAGUGCCAUGACGCGUGUGAGUGCCAUGACAUGUGUGAGUGCCAUGACACUUGUGAGUGCCAUGACGCGUGUGAGUGCCAUGACGCGUGUGAGUGCCAUGAUGCGUGUGAGUGCCAUGACGCGUGUGAGUGCCAUGACGUGUGUGAGUGCCAUGACGUGUGUGAGUGCCAUGAUGUGUGUGAGUGCCAUGCUUACUUGUUCUCCGUUUCAGAUUGAGCCCCUUCAUGCCUUUGAGCUUCAGCUUGCAGCUCCAUCCGUGCACCUCCCAUUCUCUGCUCACCUCCCAUUCUCUGCUCACCUCCCAUUCUCCGCUCACCUCCCAUUCUCCGCUCACCUCCCAUUCUCCGCUCACCUCCCAUUCUCCGCUCACCUCCCAUUAUCCGCUCACCUCCCAUUCUCCGCUCACCUCCCAUUCUCCGCUCACCUCCCAUUCUCCCCUCACCUCCUAUUUUCCUCUCACCUCAUUUCCUCUCACCUCCCAUUUUCCUCUCACCUCCCAUUUUCCUCUCACUAG